AUGUCUCUACAGACAGGUCUCGAACGUGGUACCGCUCGGAAGCCGGUACCUGACGGUGCUGGUGACGGCGGUGCCCAGACUGCGGAUGCUCACGCUGAUCUCGUCGCUGCUGAACCUGGUAUGUCGGUCCACGAAGGAUCCGAACGAGUACAACACGGGGCUGGAUUUGGAGAUCGCGGCGCAGAAAGAGGUGCGUAUUUUGAUGGUCACGAGCGCGAUGCAGCUGUUCACGCAGAUGAUUGUGUACCCGCUGCCCAAGAUGGACCAGGACUUUCUGCACAAACAGGGCAUUCUGAUAGACACGCCCGCGAACCUGGUGCGGUACUACUGCGGCCGGCUGCACAAGGAGCAGGAGCUAGAGUUUCUGGAAGAGGGCCUGGUCAGGCCGCUUUUCCGGCUGAUGGACGCCAACUGGAUGACGGAGAUCGUGAUGCUGGUCUGGGAAUUUUAUCAGUGCAACAAAACAUUCCGCACACGGCUCGCAACGCAGUACGGCGUCAAGCUGCUGGUGGCGUUACUGUACGAGGUCUUCGUCUACAAGUCGUCUGA
Molecule: messenger RNA, 549 nt
Organism: Ogataea haglerorum
Lineage: Eukaryota; Fungi; Ascomycota; Pichiomycetes; Pichiales; Pichiaceae
Exons: 2
Coding region: 1-549 (182 amino acids)
Source: RefSeq, a predicted model, not a curated record